Terrapene triunguis (Three-toed box turtle) is the source of this 696-nucleotide messenger RNA. Its product is annotated as caspase recruitment domain-containing protein 8-like. Lineage: Eukaryota; Metazoa; Chordata; Testudines; Emydidae. Bases 40 to 696 code for a protein of 218 amino acids. The transcript is spliced from 4 exons. Gene Ontology annotation, cellular component: canonical inflammasome complex. Gene Ontology annotation, biological process: regulation of apoptotic process. The record is from RefSeq and is a predicted model, not a curated record.
UUAAGUUCAUGCCAAAUCGCCCAUUUUGAAGCUGGCCACAUGACCCUGGAAACUCCAACGAGAAUCCAUCUCUUCCAUGUUGUCCUGGAGAAUCCCAGCUUCUCCCAGCUCGGCGUGCUUUGGAGAAAGAUACGUUCGACCGUAACGUUUAUUCCCAUCCAUUCCCUUGUGCUGAUCUACCGGGCACUCAGGGCUGCAGACAUAACUCUCCACCUCUACCUGAUACCCAAUGACCACUCACUCAGGAAGGCCAUUGAAGAAGAAGAAACGAAGUGGGAGUCAAAGCUCGUUCCCAAACCUCCUCAGACCAAUGCGCUGUACUUUGGGUCUCAGUAUGAGGUGUCUGGUACAUCAGAGCUAAAGAUAACACCUGACCAACUGGAGCUCUGCUAUAGAAGCCCCGCAGACCAGCAGUCAUAUAUUGAGCUCUACAUGACGGAUAUGGAGGAGGAAAUCAAGCUUCACAUGAAAGACAGAAAAGAUGGGAAACUGGUUUGGAAUACUUUUGUGAGGCCAGAGGCAAUGAACAGUGAUGAAGAGGAGGAGGUGCUUAGUAUGCAGAACAAACAAAAGGUGAUGAACGAGGCCUUACUGCAGCUGGUUGAGCGGAAAGGAGCUCGGGCCCAAGAAGAACUCUACCAGAGUCUCAGAGAGACGGACCCUUACCUUGUACAGGACUUGGAGCAAUCCAGCUAG